GGGUCGCGGGGUGUUCGAGCCUAUUCCAUCUGACUUCGGACGGAAGGUGGACUACACUCUGAAUUAGUCGCCAGUCAGUCGUAGGGCACCUGUGUAUAUAUACAUAUAUACAACUAUUAGCAUUUACAUUUACUGGACCCACGCUGCUUGCACCGAAGACGGGCGAAUGUACCACUACCCCAUCAUUGACUGAGGGUGCUCUUCCAGACCAGCUUUUUUACGCCCUACUCCCUUUUUGUGUUAUUUUUUUUUCCCCCUCCCCCAAUUUUCUUUUUUUGUUUGUUUUGUUUUGUUUGUUUGAUUUUACAUAACCGUCUAAGAGGCUUCACCUGGUGGCUUAAAUGGUCUGCGUUGGGACUGUGCCCAUUGACGGACAUCGGGCUCGCACGUCCAACUAAUCAUACCAGAAAACAUGAGCUCAGCCAAGGCCAGUGGGCUCAAAGGGCCCAGUAAGAUAGCCAGGGGGCCAGGCACCGGUGCACCAAAGACCAACCCAGGCACAGGAGGUAAAGUUGCUACGGCCGACAAAUCACCCACCGGCGUGGAAGACAACCACGAUGGCAGCGAUGGCUUCCAGAUGGGCGAGCGCGUCUGGGUGAACGGGACCAAACCGGGCUACAUCCAGUUUUUGGGAGAGACCCAGUUCGCUCCGGGACAGUGGGCGGGCAUCGUUCUGGAUGAGCCAAUCGGGAAGAACGAUGGCUCGGUGGGGGGUGUGCGCUAUUUCCAAUGUGAGGCCCUGCGAGGGAUCUUCACCCGUCCGUCCAAGCUGUCGCGCACCGAGGGUGAAGGCGACGGCACUCAGACGGCGCCGCCUUCCCGUGCCGCCUCGCCAGCCCUGUCCAUGGGCAGCCUGUCCUCUCACAUACCUGCCACCAAAUCCACAUCAGCCAAGAAGCCCUCGACUUCUGCUCCGUCCGCGACGCUGGCCGCACAGUCUUCCAACUUGGUUCGCGUCAACAGCGAAUCUAUUGCCAACCUGUCAGAGAGCGGCUCAGUCAAGAAAGGGGAACGGGAGCUCAAGAUGGGGGACCGUGUGUUGGUUGGCGGAACAAAGGCGGGAGUGGUGCGCUUCAUCGGAGACACGGAUUUUGCGAAAGGCGAGUGGUGUGGAGUGGAGCUGGAUGAGCCUUUGGGGAAGAAUGAUGGCGCAGUAGCAGGCACCAGGUACUUCCAUUGCCAGCCCAGGUAUGGCUUAUUCGCGCCGGUGCACAAGGUCACGCGCAUCGGCUUCCCAUCCACCACGCCUGCCAAGGCCAAGGCUGCGGCUCGCAAGGCUGCCGCCACGCCAGGUGGCCUGAAGCGUAGCCCCAGCGCCUCCUCCAUCAGCACCAUGAGCUCCGUGGCCUCUUCCAUCAGCGCCAAGCCCAGCCGCACUGGCCUGCUGACAGAGACGUCAUCGCGAUACAACCGCAAGAUCUCAGGCACCACGGCCCUGCAGGAGGCUCUGAAGGAGAAGCAGCAGCACAUCGAGCAGCUCAUGGUGGAGAGGGACAUGGAGAAGGCCGAGGUGGCUAAAGCCACUAGCCACGCUGGGGAGAUGGAGCAGGAAAUCACACUGCUCAGGAAUGACCAAGAGCAAAUGGAGGCCAAGAUGGAUCAGUUACGUGCCUUGGUAGAAGCAGCAGACAAAGACAAAGUCGACCUGCUCAACCAACUCGAAGAAGAGCGGAGAAAGGUUGAGGACCUUCAGUUCCGUGUUGAGGAAGCAUGCAUCACCAAAGGGGACCUGGAGACGCAGACCAGACUGGAGCAUGUCCACAUUAAGGAGCUUGAACAGAGCCUGCACUUUGAAAAGACCAAAGCUGAGAAGCUCCAAAGAGAGUUAGAAGACACUAGGGUUGCCACCGUGUCGGAAAGAUCCCGCAUAAUGGAGCUGGAGCGAGACCUCUCACUUCGCACCAGAGAGCUCGCCGACCUGCAGCUCCGUCUCGGUUCCCAGCAGGCCUCUGGUGGUGAUGACGCUGGCGGCAUCUCUCCCCUCCUGGAGGAGAUCACCUCUCUGAGGGACCGGCUAGCUUCGCUGGAAGCCGAGCGACGAGAGGAGCUGGCCAAGUUCCAGGAGAAGCUGGAGUCUCAAGACAAGGCGCACACAGAGGCAGCAGCCCAGUUCCAGGCCGCCACCGUCAUUCUCUCAGGCGACAAUGAGCAGCUACGCAUGCACCAGAGCCAGGCUGAGAAGGAUAACGCCGACGUUCUAGAGAGGCUGAACCUGGAGCACGGUCUGGCUCUUGAGGAGGCCGCCGCUGCCCACGCUCAGGAGAUAAGAUGCCUAAAGGAGCGACUGUCCUCCCUCGCCGAAGACAAGGAGCGCCUGGACGAUGCACUGCGCUCCGGCGUGGACAAAGCUGAGAACCAGCACCUGGUGGAGAUGGAGGACGUCCUCGGGAAGCUCCAUGCUGCCGAGCUCAAUGUGAAGGAGCUGGAGGACACAAGAGCUGAGCUAGCGCGGCAGGCCCAGGGUGAGAGAGAAACCAAAGAGAUGGUGGCACAAAUGGUCCGCCGUUUGUGUUGCGGCCAAAACAACCGGAAGGCACAACUAGAUGAUGUUCAGAACAAAGGAAACUCACAGGGAACUGAGUUAGUUGGUGAACUGAGCUCACUGUUGGAGGGCAAAGAGAAUGAAAUCCUGUCGCUGCAGCAAAGUUCGACCAUUGUGGAGCAGGAGAAAAAAGCUGCGGAGCAGCAGCUUGUAGGGCUGAAGCAGAAGUUGUCUGAAAGCACAAAGGAGCAGACUAAAUCUGCAAAAACUAUGCAAGAAACCCUUGAGAAACUCAGCAAGAAGGAGGAGCAGUGCACAACUCUUACCACGGAAUCAGAGUCUCUCAGGAGUCAGCUUAAUGGGCUGGAGAGGAAGUUAGCGGGUUCAGACGAGAAGGUGCGUCAACUUGGCGAGGACAAGAGCAAACUAGAGAAGGACAUUUUGGACAUGAUGACAGCGUCCGGUGACAACUCAGUGCAGUUGACCAAAAUGAACGAAAAUCUCCGGCAGAAGGAAAGGAAGUUAGAGGAAUUGCAGAGUGAGCUGGCAGAGGAAAAGAACAAAGUGGACCACUCCAAUGAGCAACAUGAGCAGGAUCUCUCCUGCAAAGACCAGCAACUGUGUGAAACACGAGACAGCUACAAUGCUCAAAUAAAAAAGCUCCAGGAGAAGAUUGCAACAUUGAUGGAGUGUGUGCAGCAGGGUGCGAGUGAGGCCGAGGAGCUGAAGGCAUCUCGGGAGAAGGCUCUCUCCCAGGCCUCCGAGCUCCACGGCCAGGAGGUCCAAAGGCUGAAGGAUGAGCUGGACAACCUGAAGCAGGAGUUAUCCUCCAAGGAACGGAGCCAGGAGCUGGAGAAAAUGGUGUCUGAACUGCGGAUUUACAAGGAAAAGCUUGAGCAUCUUUCUGCUGAGCUCGACUCCUCCAAGCAUGACGUUGAAUGCUUGUCUACAAAGCUGGAAGAGCAGACUGCCGAUCUGGAGCGCAAGUGUCAGGAUAGAGAGAAUGCUAACGCUGAGAAAUGCAAACUGGAGACGCAGCUCUCAGAGGUGCAGAGCAAGCUUUCUGCUCUCCAGGAGCUUUCUGUCCAGAAUGAGGAGCUCCUCGUAACCGUAGCGGAGCUCUCGAAGGGUAGGGAAGAAUUACUUGACAGCAACAAGCGCUCUGAGGAAAAAAGAACCUCUCUGAACGACCAGUUGAAGAAGCUCAAAAAUUGUCAUCAGGAGGCACAGGCUGAAAACACCAAUCUGAAGAGCACCAAUAUCAAACAGCAGUCUGAUCUUGAGGAGCUCCAGAAACAAAACAAGGAGAAGGAUGCCACGCUGGUGAAAUACCAGCAGGAUGCUCAGCAAGUGGACGGUAAGAAGCAGCAGCUGCUGGAGGACUAUGAAAACAUUUGCAAAGAGCGAUACAGGUUAGAGGAGGACCUCAAGGAAAGCAGGUCUAAACUCGGGUGUGAGAACGACAAGCUCAUCUCAGAGCGAGAUGCAGCCCGAAAAUCCAAAAAGUGUCUGGAUGCUAAGAACGCAGAGUUGCAGGCCAAGCUACAGUCACUCAAAUUGGAGAAAGAAGAUCUGACAAUGAAGAACAACCAGCUGCAGGUUCUCUCAGAAACUUUAAGCAAAGAGAAGACUGUCAUGUCUUCUAAAAUUAAUACUAUCACAUCAGACAAAAAGAACCUUGAGGCGGAGAAUGAGAAACUCCAGAAUAAGCUCAGUCUCACCAAGAAAGAGCUGGACAGCUCCAUCUGCGAAUGUGAAGAUCUGAAAGCGUCUCACUUCAGCCUGGUCCAGAUGCUGGAGGAGUCUAAGACCACCAGCCAGGUGACAGAUUCCGAAAGGCAUCACCUUGUGCAGGAGAAGGAGGACUUGCUCGCCGCUCAGAGGAAAGCCUUUAAGGAGAAGGAGGAACUGCUAAAAUACACUGAAGAGCUGAAGGAAAAGAUUGAAGUUUCUGCUCAGCAACUGAUUCUGUCUGGUGAAAAGCUGAAAGAGGGUUCUGCGUCUUUGGAGCAAGAAAGGCAGAUGUUCCGCAUGCAGAAUUCCGAAACCUCUGAGGCUCUGUAUGCGCUGAGGAAAGAGAAACUGAACCUUGAAGCGGAGCUCGAGCAGCAUAAGACCGAUUACGAGCAUCUUGCUGGAGAGAAAGGUGAGUUAGAAGCGAAGCACAUGAAGGCUACAGCUGAUGUUAUCGCCCUUUCACUGGAACGGGAUAAACUAGUGACUGACGUCCGAGCCACAAAGGACCAAUUGGACAGCUUCGCCAGAGCACAUGACAAUCUCAGUCAGGAGAAAUCUCGUUUAGAAGGGAUACUUAAGGAAACGACAUGCAAAAAAGAUUCAGCUGAAGCAGAGUUGACAUCCAUGAGAAAAGAAAAGGCUGACCUCCAGAGCGAACUUGAGAAACGUUCCUCCAAUAUUGAACUCCUAGAAAAGGCCAAAGCUGAUCUUACUCAAGGGCACGGCGAGCUUGAAAGGGAUCUUGAUAAAUUCACGUCUGAACUUAGUCGGCAAGUCGACGAACACACGAAACACCUGGAGUUGUCAGAAACUGAAAAGAAGCAGCUCCUUGAGGAGAUCCAGGAGCUUAAAAAACAGACUGCGUUAUUGUCCGAGGACAAGCAUCACCUAGAGAAGCAGUUCCAGGCAGAGUCCAAUAAACGGACUCAUGCCAUCGAGCAAUCGGUAGAGCUGCAAAACAUCUUGUCGCAACUUCAGCAGGACAACGACGACAUGUCCUCUCAACUUAAGAACACAGAGGAGCAAAAUAAGUCUUUAAUGGCAGAAACGGAUAUGGCAAAAGCAUAUCUGAAGGAACAAGAGCUAGUUACCCUCCGCUUGUCAGAAGAGAAACGAGAGCUUUUAUCCAAACUGGAAGCGAUGAACAAACAGUUGUUGGCCCUAAAAACAGAGGAGGACCACCUCAUAGCCAGAUGCAGUCGCUCAGAGCAGGACAUUUCCCAAUGGCUUGCGGAGAAGUUGCAGCUCAUCUGCAAGCUGGAGAAGUCGCAGGAGGACCUCAAGGCCCUCCAAGCGGAUGAGGCCGCCCUGGAGAAGCAGCACCAAGAGACUGUCGCUGAGAGAGACCAGCUCCGGUCCCAACUUGAACAGGUCAUUGCUAAGCAGCCCAAGGCCUCUGAGGCUUCCGGUCAGACUGCCGAGAUUCUUGAGCAGUUGACAAAGGAGAGAGACACCUUGCUCCGAGAUAAGAGUGAAGCUCAAGUUCUCCUGAAGGACCUUCAUACUUCCAAGCAGGAGAUGAAGACACAGUUUGAUGCGCUGAAGCAAGACCAAUCAAAGUACCAGCAAGAGCUGGCCGCAUCCAAAGAGCAACUUUGUGCAGAAAGCCAGAAGACGGAGAGUCUCUCCCGGGAAAUCGAGGAGCUCAAAGAGGCUGUGUCAGUCAAGUCGCAUUCCCUCCAGUCACUGCAAAACGAGAAGGACAGGCUGACUCAGGAUGUUGAGAACAAUCACCAAGACCACGGUGAACUUAUCAAGCUCAAGGAAGAGCAGUCAAAACUCCAAGCACAGUUGAAGGAGUUGAAGCAAAGUGAGAGCACCUUAAAGGAGAAGAUGGACAAGGAGAAUGCAGCUGUCCAUAAAAACAGUGCCUUAGUGUCAGAGAAGGAGGAGCAGAUAGAAGCCCUGAAGAAAGAGCUGUCUGCCGUGCGUGAGCAAAGUGCCUCAUCCCAAACAUUGCAGAAGGUCAUCGAUGUCUUGGAACAGGACAAAGCUAAACUCAAGGAACAAGUGAAGCGGCUGGAGCAGGAGCCGUCCACCCCCUCAGGUGACGCCGUUGUGGACCGACUGCGGGACAAGGACACGGAGGCUGAGAUUGACUUCCUGAAUUCAGUCAUCGUUGACCUGCGGAAGAACAACUUGGACCUCAAGGACCAGUUGGCGAAAAUGGCCGCCGCCGCUCUCAACGGGAAUAACGCUAGCGAGCUGGACGACGAUGACGGGGAGGACAAGGAAUCUGCCAAGAAGAAGAAGAAGAAGAAGAAGAAGAAGCCUGUCCCUCCUCGACUGUUCUGCGACAUCUGCGACUGCUUCGACCGUCACGAAACGGAGGACUGUCCAGCACAGGCACAGAUGCCCGACUCGCCGCCGCACACCACCUACCACGGCAGCAAGGGCGCCGAGCGGCCGUACUGCGACAUCUGCGAGGUGUUCGGCCACUGGAGCCAAGACUGCAAUGACGACCGCACCUUCUGAGCACAGCCCAGUUUGUUUGUGCGUGGGUUUUGUUUGUAAUUUAAAAGCAACUUGAGGGCUAAAUGCGUCGUUGUUGUUUGCACAGCUUGUCACACUGAUCACAAAACGUUGGGGACAUUCAGCUGAAAUUUCAGGAUGAACAUAGAAUACCUUAUAACCUUAACAGAUGAAAUUCAACUGAGCUGAGUGUCAUUAGCAGGUUCCAACAGAGACUGGAGGAGUCACAGAAAGCAGGUUAAGUUCAUCUGUAAAGAUUGUAGUGCGUAUUAGGUUCAAGAAAUUUCACCCCAAAGCCCAAUAGCUAAACUUUUUGUGACUAGUGUGUAUAUAUAGAUAUCUAAAUAUUUUAAAAAAUGAUUCUAUAAAGAAGAACAAUGGCGUGACAAUUGGGGAGCCAUAGUGAAUUUUACUAUGCCUGGAAAUAGUUUUUUAUUGAACUUUGAUAGGGUGCAUGCAGGCAGAACACUUGAAAGCACUUCCUGGCUUGUUCUUUCUACUUUGGCUUUUCUGUACAAAUGAAUAAAAGGUGUGUGUUGAAAUUAA
Molecule: messenger RNA, 7237 nt
Organism: Phyllopteryx taeniolatus (common seadragon)
Lineage: Eukaryota; Metazoa; Chordata; Actinopteri; Syngnathiformes; Syngnathidae
Gene: clip1a
Product: CAP-GLY domain containing linker protein 1a
Exons: 26
Coding region: 413-6694 (2093 amino acids)
Biological process (GO): positive regulation of microtubule polymerization; cytoplasmic microtubule organization
Cellular component (GO): cytoplasm; microtubule plus-end; nucleus
Molecular function (GO): microtubule plus-end binding
Source: RefSeq, a predicted model, not a curated record